Molecule: messenger RNA, 3696 nt
Organism: Hypomesus transpacificus
Lineage: Eukaryota; Metazoa; Chordata; Actinopteri; Osmeriformes; Osmeridae
Product: muscular LMNA-interacting protein
Exons: 12
Coding region: 147-3170 (1007 amino acids)
Biological process (GO): negative regulation of transcription by RNA polymerase II
Cellular component (GO): PML body; nuclear envelope; sarcolemma
Molecular function (GO): transcription corepressor activity; lamin binding
Source: RefSeq, a predicted model, not a curated record
AGACCGACGCACACACACCCAGACCUGUGCACAAACACACGCAUACACACUUACAGCCACAGACACAGCCCCGGUCAUACAUGGCCAACCCCUGAUGAAGGAGCUGAGUAGGGGAGGUUGAAGUGCUCUGCAGAGCCCCAGUGGACAUGCCUAGCCCUGGGGGGGCCUCAGCCGAGAGCGACCUCAGCCUGGAGGACUGGAACCAGAGGCUCCGGAAGUUCACAUUUGUGCCUGUGCAGUGGAGAAUACCAAUUAAAAACGUUGUGUGGAAGCAGGGAAGAGGACAUCUUACAAGACAGGCUGAUGAGAACCCCGCCACUCUGGCGAGGAAGGAGAGAGAGAGUAUAACCGCUAGCAUGCUGUCUGACGGAGGACUGUACAAGGCCGAGGUGGUGUUCAUAGGGGACCCGGAGGUGUUGGGCUCCACAGACAGACCCAGGCAGGAGCCUCUCCCUCAGUGUAACCCUGCUGAUCACAUGACCCUUCCCCCACCCUCUCCCCCAAUCAGAGCUCAGCCGGGACACACAGCCCCCUAUGUGGUCGCUGCUAUGGAAACAGCUGUUAGCGAGCGAGGGGGCGUUCCUUCGUGGGGUCUCCGAGCCCCGGCCCUGGCAGAGGUCAGUCCGGGUCUAAACACAGCCCGUGAGUCAGAGAGAAGCAGCCCCUCCCCAGAUCUGUACCCCACCCCGGGCUCCUCCAGGGAGUCCAUCCUGUCAGAGGGCUGGGACGGAGACACCGGCUGGGGCCGGAGUUGGUGGGCCCUGCCCCCGAUGUCACCAGAGCCCUCCUCCCGCUUCUCCCCCUUCUCCCCCAGCCGCACCGUCUCCCCCUGCUCCUCCGUCAGGUCUGGAACCUUCACUCCCACUGUGGUGCGUCUGAGGAGACACGCCCUGGCCCCCGGCUCCCGCCUCUUCCACAUGCCCCCGCCCUCCGACCCCACCUGCGGGGACAGCCCCUGCCCCCUCUCCCCACGUGCCCGGCACCGCCCCCCUCCCACCCGCCUCUCCCUGCUCACCGCCAUCCUCAGGAAGGGUCGCCUGCCCGUGCUGUCUUCCCCCCACCAGAGGCCCUACACCCCCUGCUGGCCCAUCAACCCGCUCAGCCUGUCCACCUGCAAGGCCUGCUCUGCAGCCUCCAGCCUGGCGUCCAUCCAUCUGGAGCUCUCCUCCAGGGGCACGCCCCCGACCGGCACUUCCAGCCUGGCCCACGGCCACUGUUGUGGGGACGGGAGGGUGGUGUCGCCCCCUGGUGGCGGUCCUGCUCUCACCUCCACAGACAGACACUCAGAAGGACAGGGGCAGGAUAGGGGAGGGCUCUAUGGGAGGGGAACUCGAUCAUCUCCUACUCCAGCUCCACUGUCUCCCCUCCCUCCUCCUCUUUCUCCUCCUCUUCCUCCUCCUCUUCCUCCUUCUCUUCCUCCUUCUCUUCCUCCUUCUCUUCCUCGCCUGCCUUUCUCUCCUGACCUGCCCAAGUCUUCACUCCCUCCCUCCUCCUCCUCCUCGUCCUCCAGCCUCAGACCCAGACAGCCUCCUGAGCCGGACUGCUCCCCCCAGACCGCUGUGGCCCAGAUAUCUUUUCCACAUCCGUGCUCACCUGGAGCCAGACUCCUGACUCCUGAGAACACACCAAUUAACCCACAGCAGGACCGGAAUCACCAGAAGCCUGGUCCUCCACUCCACUCCUCCCAUCCCAAGCUGUUCUGCUCGUCCCCUCAACUAAUCAACACUCCAGGAGCCCCUGGAUCGCCGGCCUCCAGCCCCACCAGCCUCCCCGGCCCCGGGCCUCAGUCCUCGCUCUCCAGGCUGCACCCUGCCUCUCCAAUCCCCACUCCUCUUCCCUCUUUCCGCUCCUGUCCAGCUCUGGCUCCCCCCUCCUCUUCCUCCGCCCUCCCACGCCCACCUUCUCCAGCCUCCUCCCCCCUCCCAGCCCAGCCUCGUCCGGCCUCCACCCCCCCCGUGGCCCGGCCUCUCUUCUCGGACUCGCACAUCAUCACUGCUCCUCACCAGGGGCGAGGCCAACAAACACCUUCCCUGUUGUUCCAGAACGGUCUCUCAGACCGUCCACAGUGGCGCAAGCCUGCCCCUCACUGUCUGCCAGCCCCCCCAGCCCCUUCCUCCCUCCCCCGGGCCUACACCCUCUCCCCCUCCCGCUACACCCCCCUCGUGUUCCCGGGCUUUCAGUCUCCCGACCUCCACAUCUCCCGGCCCUCGCCCUCCGCCACACCAGACCGCCUCACCCUCUCCCCCUCGCCCGCACUGCCCUCCCGCACCCUCACCCUCUCCCCCUCGCCCGCACAGCCCUCCCGCACCCUCACCCUGUCCCCCUCCGCGUCACUGCGCUCCACCCCCUCGCCCCGGCCAGGAAGCGCCCUGUCUGACUGCUCCGACAGGGAGGGUGCAAAGAGAAAGCCGCACAAGAUCAAGCUAAGCUACAAAGCCCUCGCUGCAAUCCCAACCAACACCCUCCUGUUGGACCAACAGGCCACGGAGGACUCGGUGGAGACGCAGGGGGACCACUGGGACAGACUGCCCAUCGAGGAUACUCAUGUUGAGAUGUGCUCCCCCGCUCAGCUCAGACAGCAGAGUGAGGAGCUGUAUGCCGUCAUAGACAAGGUCCUGCAGAAUCCCCUUCCACUGCGUAACCCCUCCCCUGCUCGCUGGAGCUCUCGAGAGUUCCUGGACAGAGGUCCAGUCAAGCCCUGCACAUCAUCACCAAGAUCAAUGGGGCGUGAAACUAAAUAUGCAACACGGCACGCACACCCGACUCCAGACUCCAGCCUGCAGGAUCACCACACGACCAGGCCUGGCGUCAUCAAACCAGUCAACUCUAAUCCAAGAUUGACGGUUGCUAACGACGAUAAGGAUGACGAUGGUGACGGCUAUCAUGGCAACCCCUUCAGGCAGUACAUGCAGGACCUGUCACACAGUCACUCCAGCAAGCUUGAAAGCACCCGUCUGAGGACCGAGCCAGGGGCCGGAGGCUGUGCGGGGCUGGGGGCCAGAGGAGGGAGGAAGACAGCGCCUGGGGGCCCCGGGGGCCCGCCGUGCAUCUCUGCCCUCCUGAUAUCAGAGGGUGAGAGGCCACAUCCACCUGCAGAAGGAGGCGGGCUGAGAUCGCAGCCCCUCGGCAGCCCCGCCCAGCAGCCCCAGGCCCUGGAGACUCACAUCUAAGAUGCUGAGAAGAGCUGCAACUGACACAUCCUCCUGUGUUGGUCUGGGCCAUGUCCGGCUGACCUUCUAAAACAUUUGAAAACAUGAUAGGAAUCUUGCAUUUUGACCCUCCUACUGUUUUAUUUGAUAAUGCAAUCAUGUUACUCACCAGUUUGAAUGUCAUUUGAACCAUCAUGUUAUGUUGUUUUGGCAUCAAAGGCUACUUUUGGUAGGAAUUCAGAAUUUUCAUAGACAAAUGAUUUAUAUGAUUUUGGCACCAAUUUGAACAAUAUAAUUUUCAAUCAUAGUCAUCAGAAAUCAAAACACUUAGUUGAGAGUGAUUGCUCCUUCAGUCGAGAAAAGCUGAUGGGAUUUUAUAAUGCAAUACAAUUGUAAUGGAUGGAUCACACAUUGGGAAGGAUGAGAUGAGAGUGCAUGUCCUGGAUGAAUGGAGGCUAAUUUAGAAUCAUUGGCAUCAUUAUUGAUAAUAUCACAGAUGUGAAAGAUGUGCUUCUGCCCGAUGCUGAAUAAAAUGAUGUCAUAGCCA